AUGGCUGUUAACAUCCCAGGUGUGAUAUCAAUGGUGUUUUUCUACCUGCUGGUCCUUGGGACCGGCAUCUGGGCUUCUUUCAAGUCCAAAAGGGAGCAGAGGAAAAGUGGAGCCACAGGAAUAGAAAUGGCCCUGCUGGGAAACCGGAGCAUUAGCUUGGUGGUGGGGAUCUUCACAAUGACAGCUACGUGGGUCGGAGGAGCCUUCAUUGUCGGAACGGCUGAGAUGGUGUACACGCCCUCUAUGGGAUUAACUUGGGUGAUGGUGAUGUUAUUCGCAUACAGCGCAUCUUUUAUUAUUGCUGGCCUGGUGUUUGCAAAGCCAUUGAGAGACAGAAAGUGUGUAACAAUGCUGGACCCUUUUCAUGCCAAGUAUGGAAAAGUACUAACAGCUGGACUGAGUAUGGCUUCACUUUUUGUGGAUGUGCUCUGGGUGCCCACCACACUAAUUGGAUUAGGAGGAACCAUGAGUGUGGUCCUGGAUUUGUCUUUCAACAUCUGCAUCUGGAUCUCUGCUGCUGUGGCCAUCAUCUACACACUGCUGGGAGGUCUCUACUCUGUGGCCUACACAGAUGUAAUACAGCUUGUGCUCAUAUUCUUCAGCCUGUGGAUCUGUGUUCCCUUUGUUUUGAUGAAUCCAAACACCUUGGACAUUAGCCAGACACUAAUGAACAAUACCUUACACGCUCCCUGGAUUGGUGCACCGAGCCCGGAAAAGGCCUGGAUCAUGAUUGAUGAUUUCUUAUUCUUCGCACUGGGCAGUCUGGGAUAUCAGUGUGUCCACCAGAGGACACUGUCAGCUUCUUCUACAUCCACAGCAAAGAUCACUUGUUUUGUUGCUGCUUCAAUCAUUCUUAUAUUUUGGAUACCGCCUAUACUGCUUGGGGCAGCAGCUGCAUCCACAGACUGGAACCAGACCACCUAUGGUUCACCAUCUCCGUAUGAACGUGGGGAAUCAGCUCUAGUUCUGCCCAUCACCCUGCAGCACCUCACCCCCACUUACAUCUCCAUUAUCGGUAUCGGAUGUGUGGCUGCUGCUGUGAUGUCAUCAGCUGACUCGGCGUUGCUUUCUGCAUCAUCUAUCUUCACCUCCAACAUAUACAAGAACAUCCUGAGGCCUCAGGCAUCAGACAGAGAGACUCAGUGGGUGAUCCGUGCUUCUGUGUUGGUAGUGGGUGUGGUUGGUACAUCACUAACCAACCUGAAAAACAGCAUAAUAACAUUCUGGUUUACUGCUGCUGAAGUGACCUACAUCCUAAUCUUCCCUCAACUCAUCUGCGUCCUCUUCUUUGACAUCUCUAAUGGUUACGGAGCUGUUAUGGGAUUGCUGGUAGGAUUUUCGUUAAGACUGCUCAGUGGAGCUCCAUCACUAGGGUUAGUACCAGUCAUACACUUCCCAGGAUGCACUCUUGAGGAUGGUGUUUAUGUCCAGUACUCUCCAGUUAAGACCAUCGCCAUGCUGUCUGCCAUUGCUGCCAUCUUGUUGUUCUCCUACCUGGUUUCUAAUCUUUUUAACAAAGGACGACUUCCUGAAAAGUGGGAUGUGUUCAAAGUGAAAGUCCAGCACUCGCCACAACCACUGACACCAACAGACGGCACCACAGAACAUAAUGAGAGGGAGAAUUUACAUGGAAACAACAAUCACUAUGCUGCAUCAGAGCCAAUGAUGAGCACAGGCUGUUAG
Messenger RNA from Plectropomus leopardus (leopard coralgrouper), 1683 nucleotides. RefSeq names its product high-affinity choline transporter 1-like. Gene Ontology annotation, biological process: transmembrane transport; acetylcholine biosynthetic process; choline transport. Gene Ontology annotation, molecular function: choline:sodium symporter activity. The record is from RefSeq and is a predicted model, not a curated record. Gene Ontology annotation, cellular component: plasma membrane. Lineage: Eukaryota; Metazoa; Chordata; Actinopteri; Perciformes; Serranidae.